CAAGUGACAAACGUUUGACACCUUAAAAAAACAAUUAAAUUUGACAUUAUUGUGCAUAAUAUCUCAAGUAAACAUUCGAAAUUCAAGCAUGAUUUAACCAAAAAUACCUAUUAUUCGAUUCCCUCAAUUAUCGUCUUUAAACCACGCGCCAAUCACUGACCGCGUCCAAAAUUCCAUAAGCUACAAUUCUCAGAAAAACGUGUGUAGAAAACAUAACGGGCGUAAUAUCAAGUUUGUAACACAAAACUCCAAAAAAGUGUCGCGGCCUUCAGUGAAAAAUCAGCGCGAGUGACAUUAUUAAAUCAAAGUGCAUGAAUAUAAAUAGUGUCGGAUUGAAGAAAAUCGUCGACGUGAUCUUUAGAAACGAUGGAUACUAUAUUUCACGAGAAGCAAGAGGGAUACCUCUGCGCUCAGCAUUGCUUAAAUGCACUCCUGCAAGGUUCUUACUUUAACGCAGUCGAUCUUGCAAAUCUAGCUCAGCAAAUGGACGAGCAAGAACGACUCACUAUGUUAGAAUCCGGGGAAGAGAGUGAAGAUUAUAGGCACUUUUUAGAGCAACCAUCAGGGAAUGUAGACGACAGUGGAUAUUUUUCGGUGCAAGUUAUAAGCAAGGCAUUGGAAGUUUGGAAUCUGGAAAUGAUCCCAUACAAUAGCACCGAACCAAUAGCUCUUUUGGCCCAAAAUGAUCCUUCGCAAAUGAAGGCGUAUAUUUGUAACUACAAGGGUCACUGGUUCACAAUUAGGAAGUUGGGAAGUCAGUGGUUCAAUUUAAAUUCCAUGUUGAGUGGUCCUCAACUAAUAUCAGACACAUACCUGUCUAUGUAUUUAGCUCAACUAAUUCAAGAAGGUUACUCAAUAUUCGUUGUGAUUGGCACUUUUCCUGUAUGCGAUGCGGAAGAAUGUCUUUCGAGGCAGCCAGUGCAUUCGGUACCCCGAGCCAGAACAAAUUCCGGACAUUCCAGGGACAAGAAAAAUGUUGUCACUCUUCAAGAGAGAUCCGGAAGCGACAAAAAAUUGUUAGAAGCCGCCCUCGAAGGUAUACGCGAUGUCCAAGUACCUGCCUCAAGCAUCGGAAUUGCCGGUUCUUCGACCUCGGGAUUGGCAAAUUUGCGAAAUUUGCCAAAUUUGCUGAAGCGCGUUAAAGCAGGAACCGAUUCCUCAUCGAGAAAGGAAAAACCGAUUCCUGUGAUCACGAUCGAUGGCUGUGGAGAGGAGGAUGAUGAUGAUGAUGCCGAUUUGCAGAGGGCACUCCAGUUGAGUUUGGAAGACACUGUCGACGAUACAGCAGCGAGGCCACUUGCUCUGCGACUAGAUUUAGGUCCAGGUGGUGAAAAUGCGACACAUCUGCUGGGAGAAACUGAGGAGGAGGAAGAGGAGGAGGAGGAAGAGGAGGAGGAGGAGGAGGAUGACGAAUUGAGGAAAGCACUUCAACUGAGCCUGGAGUGCGUUUCUACUCCACCGAGCAGCAGCAGCACCUCUGAUCAGGAUGAUGUUCGAUGGCGGCAUGGUCCAAUUCUUAGCAUGUCCAGGUCGAGCACAGAGUCCACUCAGCAAUUGAAUACAUAACAAUAGGUGGUUUUUAUUGUUGUUGUUGUUUCUUAUUCUCAAUAAUGUUGUGUUAUUAUACAAUAUAUUUAUUUUCAUGAUUUUGACCAUUGUAAUUAACUAACUGCUAACACGGGGAAGGAUUGACACUUCUAAUGUGGAUGAUCCAGUAAAUAAAAAGUCUAUUUCACAGCUA
Messenger RNA from Belonocnema kinseyi, 1741 nucleotides. RefSeq names its product ataxin-3-like. Bases 367 to 1566 code for a protein of 399 amino acids. The transcript has 5 exons. Lineage: Eukaryota; Metazoa; Arthropoda; Insecta; Hymenoptera; Cynipidae. Gene Ontology annotation, cellular component: nucleus. Gene Ontology annotation, molecular function: cysteine-type deubiquitinase activity. Gene Ontology annotation, biological process: protein deubiquitination. The record is from RefSeq and is a predicted model, not a curated record.